AGACAAGCAAUGACUUUUAUUUAAACAAUAAAUAAAUGAAAAUAUAUUUUAAUGUGUUAUUAUUUAAGGUUGCCAGGUAGAACACCAUUAGAAAUGGCUAAGCUAAACGUAGAGCGUGAUUUUAUAGUGGUGGGAGUUCUGGAAGAGUUGGACGACACGUUUGCAGUCUUAGAAAAAAUGCUACCACGUUUUUUUACUGGAGCAGUGGAGUAUUUGAGAUCUCCAGAUACAUCUUCUGCAGGCAACACUUUUACUCGUAAUCGGUCAGCAACCGUAACCAAGCACAAGGAGGUACCGUCGGACGAAGUGAGAACAAUACUUUUGAAGCAAAUGUCGUUGGAGUAUGAAUUCUACUACUACAUCAAGGACCGCUUUCAAAAACUCAAGAUUCAACUUGGAAUUGUUGAUAGCAAACAACGAUAAAUUGCAGUCGAACCGUUAUUUCCAUGGCAUCGAAUUACAAUCUGUGAUGCAUUUUUUCAACCUAAGGUCAUACAAUCGUGGUUGUAGCCAUGUUUUGUCCAGGUGAACCUAGUUUGAUAAUUAUACAAUUACAAGUUUGGUUUUUCAAACUAAGAUUGUCAUAAACACUGUCACACGACCGCGUUCUGUGACGUAGCUUUGUACAACAUAGGGUGGACUAAUAUCUGAGAUGGUUUAUCAAACCUGGAUUGUAGCUGUAGUCUGCUAUGUAGCUGUU
Molecule: messenger RNA, 700 nt
Organism: Anneissia japonica
Lineage: Eukaryota; Metazoa; Echinodermata; Crinoidea; Comatulida; Comatulidae
Product: uronyl 2-sulfotransferase-like
Exons: 2
Coding region: 52-423 (123 amino acids)
Cellular component (GO): membrane
Molecular function (GO): sulfotransferase activity
Source: RefSeq, a predicted model, not a curated record